Molecule: messenger RNA, 1040 nt
Organism: Closterium sp. NIES-67
Lineage: Eukaryota; Viridiplantae; Streptophyta; Zygnematophyceae; Desmidiales; Closteriaceae
Source: the annotation of a GenBank genome assembly
AACAGUCCUAACCAUCACUGCUGCGUAAGGACCAAAUAAGGCACAGCGUGUCGCGUAGCGAGGCGCCCAUGGACGUCAGCAACGGUGGCGGAGGUGGCGGCAUUUCCAAGGAGCCGGCAGCGGUGGUUAUGGACGACGUGUCGCUCGCCUCGCAGCCGCACAUGCACCGCAUCGCCCUCGCUAUUAUCACCCUCGGCGGCCUCACGGCGUUCGCGCUCAGCCUCGCGGCGCAGUUCACGCGGAUAUCGACCUACUCGAUCCUGACCAACCCCUGGGGUGCGCUGUACUGCAGCUACCCUCCCUCGGUUGCGACCUGGCUGGCCGUUGCUGCCAUCGCCGUGCUGCUCUUCACAGAGGCCUUCACUGUGCUGACGGGCGGGUUCACGUGGGCGCGGCCGCUGUUCACGCGGCAUGUGGGGCGCGGGGAGCUGCAGCCAACGGUGGGGCAGAGCACGCACGUGCUGCUCGCGGUGCUGCUACUCGACAUCCUCUUCUUCCUGGCAGCCAUAGCCCUGCUGACGGCAGCAGCCAUUGAGAACUCCCUGCACAUCUCCUCCGUGCCCUACUCCACGGACAUCUCGACCAUCAUGUACUGCAGCACCGUCAACCAGGCCAUCUUCAUAUCCGCGGCCGUGCUCGCUGCCUUCUCCGCCGUCCUCAUGGUGGUUUACUACGUGCUCGCGAUCCGUGCGAGCCAGGACACGUGGCUGAGGCACUAUGAGCCGGCGCCCAUGGUGGUGGAUAUGGAGGCUUUUGGACGGGAGACAGUGCGGACGGCGGUGGGGAAUGUCCAUGGGGAGGAUGUGGAGGGGGGGGGAAGGGGGAGGAGUGGGAGGAGCGGGAAGGGCGGGAAGAAGGCGUCAAAGGGGGGGAGGAAGAAGGAGAAGGAGAGUGCGGGAGGGGGAGGGGAAGGGGGUGGGGAAGGGGGUAUGGCUGGUGCGGAUGUGUCGGUGCGCCGCGUGGCGUUUGCAACGCCGCCAGCGAACUGAGGAUGGGAGGGUUGGGAACUUGGGGUAGAGGGGUAGAGGGGUCAGACAGAG